Molecule: messenger RNA, 1167 nt
Organism: Microdochium trichocladiopsis
Lineage: Eukaryota; Fungi; Ascomycota; Sordariomycetes; Xylariales; Microdochiaceae
Exons: 6
Coding region: 1-1167 (388 amino acids)
Source: RefSeq, a predicted model, not a curated record
AUGACGACGGAGUACUCCAAGGAGCAGGUCAUCGGUCUGGCCGUGGCCUUCAUGUUCCUGUCCAUAUUGUUCUAUGCCCUCCGUGUAUGGGCGAGGCUGUUGAUCGGCCGAUUCACCUUGGACGACUACCUGGCUGGAGGUGCACUGAUCCUUUCCAUCAUCUGCUGCGCCCUGCAGUUGGCAGCUGCCGUCGAAGGCCGUCUGGGCACUCACCAAGCCCUCCUCCCUGAUGGAACGGCUGACAUGAACGACCCGGGUCUGGCGUUCUUCGAAAAUUCCAAAUUCGUCAUGAACAUGCUCUCGAUCCUCGGGCUCGGACUCGUCAAAUGCUCGAUCCUCGUGCUGUACCUCAACCUCUUCCCCAGCACCACUUUCAAAUGGGUCACCUAUGGCAUGCUCGCAUAUGUCGGCGUGUGGACAGUCAGCUUCUUCUUCUCGCAUCUCUUCACCUGCUACCCGAUCGACACGUUCAUCGACUUCUUCGAGCACAAGAACUGUGUCAACCAGGCAGCCAUGUUCCUCACAGUUCUCUACACAAAUGUCGUCGCCGACUUUGCCAUCUUGGUCUUGCCGGUUCCCAUGAUCAUGGGUCUCCAGCUUCAGCUCAAGACUAAGCUGGCGGUCAUUGGCAUGCUGAGCCUGGGCGCUGCAACAUGCGCCAUCAGUGUUACUCGCGUCAUCGCCAUCACCAGCGUCGCAAACGAAUACGUGCGCCAUCCCAACGACAUCAUCUACUACACCGCGCCAGUCUUCUACUGGACAAACAUCGAACUCUCCAUGGCCGUCGUGUGCGCGUGCCUCCCGACCCUCCGACCCAUCUGGUUCCACUUCUACCCCAAGAAGGCCGUGACGGGGAGCAACUCGUACGAGUUCGGCUACGGCGCGUCGAGCAGCAGGAAGGGCACCGGCCGGAACAACAUCCGCAGCGCGCCGUACACGGAGAUCGACGAGAUGGAGCUGGGCGAGAACGGCAGCGCCAUGGGCAUGGGGGGCAGCGACGGCGCGUACCACAACCGCGAACAGUUGCCCAACGGCAGGUCCAAGGAGAUCGUCAAGCAGAUGGUCAUUGCGCAGACGGUGGACGAUGCCGGGGAUGCUUCGAGCACGACGGACUUGCGGCCGACCGAGCAGGGGUCUUGGCGUGGUAGGUACGGACGCGGGAUUUGA